Aspergillus fumigatus Af293 is the source of this 993-nucleotide messenger RNA. RefSeq lists its product as uncharacterized. The record is from RefSeq and is a predicted model, not a curated record. NCBI's taxonomy places the organism in Eukaryota, Fungi, Ascomycota, Eurotiomycetes, Eurotiales, Aspergillaceae.
AUGGACGUGGAUUACAUGGAGCUCCGCAAAGGAGCAAUCACAGAGGCUAAGAAGAGUAAGCUUCCCUCAGUGUGUUCUCCGCUACCGCAGCGCAUUACUGACCACCCGGGUCCAUUCAGCCACUCGAACAGGCAAACUAACCAUGACCGACCUCAGCGUCGUCAAACUCCUGGACGUGAUCCGCGAAGCCGACUGGACUUCCAACUGGGAAGUGCAAGAGCAAGAGCAAGGGCAAGAACAAACACCAGUCAUCCGACCUCUCGAAACGACCGCACACUCCUCCGCGUUACUCCUCCAACAACGAGGCAUCAAGCCCCAAGCCGCAUGCGACCUGUGCAUCAAGACCAAGAACAAACCGUUCCAAUCGUGCGUUUGCGCACCGGCAUUCCGCCGCCAUGCGCUUCGCCUCGGGGCCUGCGCGAACUGUAUCUGGCAUGGGCGCGAGGCGCAUUGCUCGCUGCGGAAGGAUUUUGUGGCAGCGGGGGGGAUGAAAUGGAUGUUUACGUUGGAUCUGUAGGUUCCUACCUGCGUUCACAUUGUCUGCAAGCGGCUAAAAACGUUGUCUUUUUAGGAUUGUCCUCCAUGCAGGGGGGCUGCUGUUUAGCGAGGGGAUCGGCCGUCGUCUUAAGGGGCUGCCUGGGCCUGUUCCUCUCCGGUCUAUGUCGCGCACACCAACUGCCAGCAAGGCUACUUCUUCCAAGCCUGCGCCUGCGCUUCCGCCUGCGCCUGCACUUACCACAGGACGACAGCGACAGCGACAGCGACAGCCUCCGCUCACUAAAUCAAAGGUGGAAAUGGGAUCUUCUCGCCGUCUGGCGGACAACUUUUCCACUAGUAUCCUGGGAAAGCGAUCCGCCUCUGCAUCGUCUUCAACCGAGCCUAAACCGGAGCCUGAACCCCAAACCAAAAGAACUCGCUCUGCGAAAGGCUGCGACGGCAAACUCGUGCCCUGGCCAUGCACCACCGCAUCUUGGAAUGAUCCCGAUGCUCUAA